Pongo pygmaeus (Bornean orangutan) is the source of this 532-nucleotide messenger RNA. It is a transcript of the gene NDUFAF8, whose product is annotated as NADH:ubiquinone oxidoreductase complex assembly factor 8. Lineage: Eukaryota; Metazoa; Chordata; Mammalia; Primates; Hominidae. Gene Ontology annotation, cellular component: mitochondrion. The coding region runs from base 53 to 277 and encodes 74 amino acids. The record is from RefSeq and is a predicted model, not a curated record. Gene Ontology annotation, biological process: mitochondrial respiratory chain complex I assembly. The transcript has 3 exons.
AAGAGGACGGACCUAAGAUGGCGGCCUCUGGGGGCGCUGGGAAUAGCUGCUCAUGUCGGCCAACGGAGCGGUGUGGGGCCGCGUGCGAAGCCGCCUCCGCGCCUUCCCCGAGCGGCUGGCCGUCUGCGGGGCCGAGGCCGCGGCGUACGGCAGGUGCGUGCAGGCCUCCACGGCCCCGGGCGGCCGCCUGAGUAAGGACUUCUGCGCGCGGGAGUUCGAGGCCCUGCGGAGCUGCUUCGCCGCCGCGGCCAAGAAGACGCUGGAGGGAGGCUGUUAGGAGGGACGCUGAGCUUCACACCUGUCUGCUGCCGUGGGUGCAGAGCCCUAGUCCUGAUGGCCCCUGGUGGCACACAUUGAAUGCCUAGGGCAGAAAGGAAGUGGGAAUGGCGAAGAUGUGACGUUCCUCGGUGUUAGAUCCUGUUUCUUCUUAAGUUGAGGCGUGGAUAGAGCAGGAAUUGGUUUUCCAACAUUGUGUCCGUAAACCUGAGUUAGAAUAAGAUGUAACUGAAGCCACGAUAAAGAUUCCAUCAAA